Vanderwaltozyma polyspora DSM 70294 is the source of this 282-nucleotide messenger RNA. It is a transcript of the gene RTC6, whose product is annotated as mitochondrial 54S ribosomal protein bL36m. Gene Ontology annotation, molecular function: structural constituent of ribosome. Bases 1 to 282 code for a protein of 93 amino acids. Gene Ontology annotation, cellular component: mitochondrial large ribosomal subunit; ribosome. Gene Ontology annotation, biological process: ribosome biogenesis; translation. NCBI's taxonomy places the organism in Eukaryota, Fungi, Ascomycota, Saccharomycetes, Saccharomycetales, Saccharomycetaceae. The record is from RefSeq and is a predicted model, not a curated record. The transcript has a single exon.
AUGUUACGUGCAUCUUUUGGUAUACCGUUUGUUAGAGCUUGUAGCUCAUUGAGUAGAUCUCAACUAGCUGGAGCUAGUAGUAUACUGCAAAGAGCUUCUUUAUUUCCAAUGGCUAGAAGCCUUUUGAACUCUAGUAAUUUGAUUACUCCUGCUUUUACAAGAGGUUUUAAAGUUAAAACUGCUGUUAAAAAAUUUUGCAGUGAUUGUUACAUAGUGAGACGUAAAGGCAGGGUAUACGUUUACUGUAAGUCGAACAAGAAACACAAGCAACGCCAAGGUUAG